Messenger RNA from Culex pipiens pallens (northern house mosquito), 1926 nucleotides. RefSeq lists its product as uncharacterized. The coding region runs from base 727 to 1926 and encodes 399 amino acids. The transcript has a single exon. The record is from RefSeq and is a predicted model, not a curated record. NCBI's taxonomy places the organism in Eukaryota, Metazoa, Arthropoda, Insecta, Diptera, Culicidae.
AUUAUCAGUCUCGUGACAGCAACGGUCGAGAACAGACGUGCGGGUGUUUUGGUCCGUGAGUUUUACGGGAGUGAAGAAGAAAAAGAAGAAGUUCGGUGCGAGAGUUUUCGGCGUUUUCGCGGGUGAUUUCCAGCUGUACGGUUCCGGAAAAGUGUGGGCCGGAUUAAAUCCGGGUAGUGCUUCGCCGAGACCACGCCGGGAGGGCCCCGGAGGCGCGGCCAGCGGCGGAAAAACAGAUUUUCGGAGGGUUUCCUCCUCCAAAUCUGUCAGUUCGGCCCCAGGGCGAAGAACCUUUCGUGCCGGGAGUGAGGGAGAAAGGGAGAAGUGGCCCCAGGGCGGAAGAAUCAGAGUAAACGGUAGUGCGAGGGAGACAACCAGUGUUUUACCAGUGUGGCCAACCCAAGCUUGGCUUCUGCCACUUGGUAGCGGGGACGCACACCCGCGUGCCAGCGACACUGGUGUUUGGACGACAAAGGAGCGGUGCCGGUGUUGCCAUACCAAGUGUGGCGUGCUAAACUUGGUAGCGGAGACACGCACCGGAAGGCUAGCGACACCUAGCGGGAAAAGGAGAAUUGUGUCAGUGUGUCCAGCUAACUUGGAAACAAGUAUAGUUGGAGCACUUUUUCGGCCGAAGGCAAAAAGGUAAGUGUCUUUACUUACUAGUAGUUUUACUACCGACCUACGCAGGUCGCCUCGAUCACCGAGGAGACCACCCCCUGCCUGACGAUGGUCAGGAAAAAGGGGGUCCAGAGCGACCCGGGUGGAGGAUCAACAUCCUCACCCGCGCUCAACGACCGAACGUUGCCGGAGUGGCUGGACAACCAGGGCGAGCAUGGUCCGGUGACCGUGCUGCUCAUGGCCCCAGAGCAUCGUAAAGGCAAGCUUCCGAACAACCCGUUCGUGAUCGCCAAGUCGGUCAAGGAGCAGGUGGGCUCAAUCGCGGCAGCCUACCGGGACAAGGACGGCCAUCUGGUCGUCAAGGUGCGCUGCGCGAAGAAGGCGGCGAAGCUGCUCCAAAUGAAGGAGCUUAUCGACGGGACCAAGGUCACGGUGACUGAACACGCACGGCUUAACCAAGCCAAGUGUAUCACCACCUGCCACACGGUCGAGGAUCUCUCCGAGGAGGAGCUGACCGAGGAGUUGGCCGACCAAGGGGUGAUUGGAGUUCACCGGCUGGGACGAAAGGGGGGCAAAUCGGCCACCAUGGUCAUCACCCUCCGCGGCACGGUAGUUCCCAAGGAAAUUUUCUUUGGGUUCGACCGGUGCUCGACUCGGACCUACAAACAAAGCCCGAUGCAGUGUUUCCGCUGCUUCGGUUACGGCCACACCAAGGCACGAUGCUCAGCCGAGCAGGAGCUGUGCAGGAACUGCUCGAAGGCGCACGCCAUCGAGAAGGACAACGACGGCAAGACGAUCUGUACCGCGGCGGCAAGCUGCAUUCACUGCAACGGGGCGCACUCGCCCACGAGCCGUACGUGCCCGAAAUACGCCGAGGAGGAGGAGAUCAACGAGAUCCGGACGAGCGAGGACAAGUCGGCCCGCGAAGCCCGCCGGCUGUUCCUGGAGCGGAAGGCCGCCGCCACGAGCGGUAGCAGUUACGCAGCAGUGACCGGAGGCGGAAACAGCGAUGCCAAACAACUCGACAACGUUAAGAAGGAGCUGGAGCGGACAAAGCAGGCCUUGGUGUUGGCACUUGAAAAGGUUGCCAAGCUGAAAGAGGUCAUCAAGCAGAACAAGAAGUCCAAGCCCAGCGAACAAGCGACGCCGGCCGAGCAGACUCAAGUGGAGUCGGAAUCGGAUAUGGACGUCGAAGAGGAAGAGAAGCGCAAGCGAGCGCGCCAGCACAGCUCUGAUGAGCAAACCGGAGAAGACGACGACGAUGACGAUGAUGACGAAGAGGAAGAGGAUGAUGAGGACAACAAGUAG